Coprinopsis cinerea okayama7#130 is the source of this 909-nucleotide messenger RNA. RefSeq lists its product as hypothetical. Gene Ontology annotation, biological process: regulation of transcription by RNA polymerase II. Gene Ontology annotation, cellular component: chromosome. Gene Ontology annotation, molecular function: chromatin insulator sequence binding. Bases 44 to 451 code for a protein of 135 amino acids. The transcript has a single exon. Lineage: Eukaryota; Fungi; Basidiomycota; Agaricomycetes; Agaricales; Psathyrellaceae. The record is from RefSeq and is a predicted model, not a curated record.
CAAAACUUUAUCCCAGUCAGAAGGCUUCGUUUUCCGCAGCACGAUGUCCAGCUACUGCGAGAAGUGCGAUCGCUGGUUCGUCAACGACGACGCAAGGCGGCAACACAUGCGCGACUCAAGCCGCCAUAACUAUUGCGACUGGUGCGAUCUCGACUUCUCAACGUGGCGCGGGCUCAAGGAGCACUGGGUUCAGAGCCCCGAGCACAGCUACUGCCAGUACUGUGACGAGCAUUUUGAGGACGACGACGAGCUCUACGACCAUUUCAGGGAAGACCACGCCUAUUGCGAGGAAUGCGAUAGGGUCUUCAAGAAUCGUCGAGGUCUACACGAGCAUUACCGUCAGUCGGAGCGUCACAAAGAUCGCUACUGCGUCCCUUGUGAGCGCCUGUUCUCAACUGAGCAUGGGUAUUGGCAGCACCGGCGCACCUCUUACCGCCACCGGUAUGAUUGAGGUUGCCCGGAGCGCUAUAGUACUCCAUGGCUCUAGCUGCUCUCGUGCUUCCUUCACCGGGUAAAGCCUGGAGAUAGGAGUCAGUUGAUCUCUCGACUGGAAUGUUCUAGCCGGAACUUCUCCCAUUGUUCUCAAAUAGGGGCUCCCGACUCGGGCUUUCGCGUUAAUAUUGAUUCAGACUCCGCGAAUAUAUAAUGGCGAAGCCGUCGAGUCACCGCCUUUGUUGCUUUCAUCCUGUCCACAUUGUAAUCGCCUCCCAGAAACGCUAUACAUCUCUCUCUAAACUAUGCCGUACUGUCGCAAAUGCGAGCGGUCUUUUUCCAACCGUUUUGGAUACAUACAGCACCUUCUCAACUCGAGCAACCACAACUACUGCCAUGCGCAUGGUCUCGAUUUCUCGUCCCCGUUAGGGCUCAAAGAGCAUUAUGUUCAGAGCCCAGAGCACGCCUAUUGCCAAU